Molecule: messenger RNA, 411 nt
Organism: Mesorhabditis spiculigera
Lineage: Eukaryota; Metazoa; Nematoda; Chromadorea; Rhabditida; Rhabditidae
Source: the annotation of a GenBank genome assembly
AUGCAGCAGCUCAUCCUCCUUUCCCUGUUCGUCGUCGCCGCCCAGGCCUGCAUCGGCAUGGGAGGCGGAGGUGGCGGUGGAUGCUGCCCUCCUCCCCCGUGCCCGCCUCCCGCAUCGUCUUGCGGAUGUGGCGGCAGGAAGAAGCGAUCCAUCGAUCUGCCAAACUUCACGGAACUAUCGGCCACCUCGGCUGAUGAGCUCUGCAACAGCCCGAGGCUGAAGGCGUUGCUCAACGAGAACAUCUCCUCCGACCUGGUCGCUUCCAAGACGGCCCUCGCUUCCGCUGCCGAAUCCUUGAACGAAAAAUUCGUUGUCGUCUGCUCGGGCUCGCCCGUCUCCUUCGCCACGGCCCAGGACACGGAAUUCUGCAGCGCGCGCCGCCCGGGCGUCUACUGCGACGUCUUCUCCCAC